CCUAGGGGCUAGGACAAGGGAGCAAGCCCUGAUAGACCUUUUUGUUACUAUGACUAAAAAACCCCCGCUAGGGUUUAAGAAGUUGUAGUUCUUUUCUUCAUCAAGUAGACGACGUCUCUAGUCUCCGACUCUCCAGCGACUGUUAUAGCCUAUUUAUGUUUACUUCCAUGGUUCCAACAAUGAAUCUCUGUGCUCUUAUUCCAUCUAUCCAACGCUAUCUUCAUCUUCAAAACCCUUUCUCUUUCUCUGUGUUCGGAGAUGGUUGGUUUUGAUCCCUCCACCGAAGACCUCUGCAAAGCUUCUCCCAAACUCUCCAAGCCAGUGAUCGCAGUCAACCCUCUUGCCACCGUGCUUGAUGAUUUCUUCCCACCAAUGGUCGUCGAGAAGUUUACGGAUUUUGAUUCUAUAGACGAUUGGGUUGUUGACUACGAUCCAGUUGAAAUGCCGAUUGGAGGAAACAACCAAUGUCCCAAUGGCUCUGUUACUAAUACGAGUGUUGAAGAAAUCCUCAAAGGAAUAGUUCCUGGAGGGUUGGAAGUUUUUGGUUCUCAAAUAGUGGAGGGAAUGAAGAAGGUUAGUUUUGUUGUUACUUCGGAGAGUUCUGAUCAAAUUUCUAUUCAGUCGCAAAACUUGGAGGAGUUGGAUGGAAAGGGAUCAGAUGAAUGUGUGGCUGUUGUUCACGACAGUGGCUCUGGUAUUAAUACGAGUGUUGAAGAAACCCUCAAAGGAACUGCUGAUGAAAAACCAUUUGUGGAAGGAGCAGUUCUUGGAGAGUUGGAGAUUUUUGGUUGUCAAAUAGAGGAGGAUAUGGACAAGGUUUGUUUGGUUGAUACUUCCGAGAGUUCUGAUCAAAUUUCUAUUAAGUCAGAAUUUGUUGUUACUUCGGAGGGUUCUGAUCAAAUUUCUACUCAGUCGGAAAACUUGGAAGAGUUGAAUGGUAAGGGAUCAGAUGAAUGUGUGGCAGUUGUUCAGGACAAUGGCUCUGGUAUUAAUACGAGUGUUGAAGGAACCCUCAAAGGAACUGCUGAUGAAAAACCAUUGGUGGAAGGAGCAGUUCCUGGAGAGUUGGAGCAUUUUGGUUCUCAAUUAGAGGAGGAAAUGGAGAAGGUUUGUUUGGUUGAUACUUCCGAGAGUUCUGACCAAAUUUCUAUUAAGUCGGAAAAUUUGGAAGUGUUGGAUGAAAAGGGAUCAGAUGAGUGUAGGGAAGUUGUUCAGAGUGUCACGGUAGGCGUCCACAAUGUCAUCGAAGAAACAGAAGUUGCUGUGAAUGGAGAGCUGGGGUUUAAGGUUUCUUUAGUCACUAAUCUGGAAAAGCCAGAGGCAAUGACUGGCGUGAGUGGCUCAGAGGGUGUAGAACUCAGUGAUGGGGAUGAGAAUGAUAGUAGUUCGGGGUCAGAGAGUGACAGUUCUUCCUCGUCAUCUUCAUCUUCUUCAAGCAGUGAAGAAGAGGAUGAAGAGGAAGAAGAGGAGGAUAAGAGAAACACGAUGGAAGUUGGAGAAAUUGAAGAAGGUGAAAUAAGGGAUCUUGAUAAGGGGAUUGCUGCUGAAAGUGAUGAUGAAGAAGGCGAGGGUGUACUGAGAGGACCCAUACGAUCAAAUAAUGAGCUUGAGAUUCUCCCUCCAGUUCCUCGUGUGGAUGUUGCCCUGGAACCUCAUCAUCAGACCUUGCCUGUUGGAGUUAUUUCAUCUAUUAUGGGAACAAAGGUUGUCGUGGAAGGGCUAGAGAAGCACAACCCCCUUAAUGAGGGUUCUAUCAUCUGGAUCACAGAGGCUAGGUUGCCGCUAGGGUUGGUAGAUGAGAUCUUUGGACCUGUCAAGAACCCUUAUUAUGUUGUACGGUACAAUUCAGAUGAGGAGGUUCCUGCUGGAAUACAUGAAGGGACCCUUGUGUCCUUUGUUGAGCCUUUUGCUAAUCAUGUCCUCAAUGACAAGAAUCUUUACAGAAAAGGUUAUGAUGCAUCUGGUGUGAAUGACGAAGAAUUAUCUGAUGAGGUUGAGUUCUCUGAUGAUGAAAAGGAGGCCGAGUACAGAAGAAUGCAGAGGAUGGCAAAACGAGCGACAGAUGAUCGUCAACGUGGGAACCAGGAUUUAGUGGACAGGAAGAAAUAUCAACAAAAGGGUGAAUUCCGGAAGAAAAUACACCCUUCAGCCCCUCCAGACUCACAACCUCCUGCUUAUGGCAGUCAGCCUCGAGGAAUUCUAAACCAACGACGUACACAUACAUCAUCUGUUGCUCAACAAAAAGGUGAAUUCUGGAAGAAAAUCCACCCUUCUGCUUGUGGCAAUCAGCCACAAGGAAUUCCAAACCAACACCAUACACAUUCGCCAUCUAUUGCAGCACCAGUUGAUUGUGGUGGUGGAAUUCCAAACCAACACCAUACACAUACACCAUCUGUUGCAGCACCAGGUGGUUGUGCUUGCUCCCAUAGCACUGGACCAGGCAGUGCCAGUAUGUCUGCAUUUGUUCCAUCUGUUUCACAAAUGGGGCAGGCUACCUAUUGUCCACCUCAGCAUUUGUUAGCAUUAAAUAAUGGUGUCUGGACGAACGGGAUGCAAUCUCAGCCGCAGCAGCAGCAGCAGCAGCAGCAUGCAAUCUUCCCAAAUAUUAAUGGGCUGCCUUCCCAGCAACAGAAUGCAUCCUUACCAUUUGGGCAGCAUUUCCAGCAUCCUCAUCCGUUCUUUAUGAAUUUGCCAAAUGGAAUGCCAAUUCAGCAGCAGUUUGAUCCUAGUCAGAUGCUACUGCAGAAUAUGACCUCGCCAUUUGGGCAGCCAAGUUUCUCAGCAAUGCCUCCACCAACACCUUGGACAGGGUUUGUAGGCCAAGCUGGAUUCAACCAGGCAACAUUUGGUAUGGGCUUCCCGGGUCAGUUUGGGCACGCCUCCAUGAAUUCUGGCGAGCAAGGAGUUAUGCCUAAUGGUCCAUGUAGUGAACAGAGCAAUGGAUUGCAGCCACCUGGUUUUACUCAAGGAGGUAUGGGCUUCCAGGGUCAGCUUGGGCACUCAUCCACAAAUUCUGGUGAGCAAAGAGUUAUGUCUAAUGGAUCAUGUAGUGAACAGAGCAAUGGAUUGCAACCCCCUGGUUUUACUCAAGGAAGCUUUGCAUCUCCCCAGAAAUUUCACCAGGGAAUGUCUUCGACUCGUGGGAGAAAUAUGUACCGGAGAGGUGGUAGUAAUUUUGUGCGUGGUAGAGGUCGGAGGCAAUCUGGUAUGGAGAAUGUUUGCAUGAAUGAUAUGAUGUAUACAAUGGAGUACGUUUGAAGCAUAAAGAGAAAAGUACAAGAGGUGGUAGACGAUUAAAGAGUUGGAUUGAAAAACAAGGAAAAAGAAAGAAAAGUGGAGGGCCAACUAAUAGUCAAUGGUUACAAGAAUAGUAACCAACUCCUACACAACUGAUGGAUAACACAUAUCCCAGUUACAUGUCACUUAUGGAUUCUAUUUCCCAUAUAUUAUCUCAAGCAUCUGCAGCUCAUCAAUCAUUGGAUGAAGAUUAUAUUUAGAUUCAGCUAAUGAGGACCAUUAUUUUUUUGCUAUUAAGUACAUUCAGUUAAUGUCAUGGCUUAUUUUUGUGCAAUUAAAACACACAGUUUCAUUGGAUCAUUAUUUUUGUGCUUGCCAAUACAUCCAGGAUUCUAAGUAUUUUUAUUGAUUUUUAGCCUCUUAUGUACUAACAAUCUUUUUUUUGUAGGUAAGGAGCCUUUAGCUCAAAAUGGUAGAGCACCUGGGUUAGUGCCCAGGUUAUGGUGGUUCGAAUCCACCAGGACUUUGAAAAGUGAACGAAUGUGUUCGACGUUGACUAUUACUGCUGUCAUGUGUUUCUACUGGUUUUUCCAAUGGUUGGGCUUCCUUUUUUUUUUUUUCUCUCUGGUGAUGUAAUUGCAUUCGUCAAGGUUUUUCAGUUAUGGGUUUGAGAGAGUUUGGUUGGAAUAUUUUUGGGCGAGAUAACAGGGCAUAUAGACUUUUUCAGUUUUGGGUUUGAAAUUACAUUUUUCAAGGAUUUUCAGUUCAGUUCUGCUGGUUUAAAUGAUUUUUUUGGCUUUUGGGCAAAUUUCAGUUCAGUUCUGCUAGCUUCAUUUUCAGUUCUGGGUAUGUAUUCAACUGUGUGGCAAAUUGGAAUAGAAUCAACUGGGUAGUUAUGUUAACUGUCAUGAUUUAUGCUAACAAAUUGGAAUAGAGUGUUGGAUAUUCAUUUUAGUUAAUUUUCUGAUAAGUAUUAGUAAUAUCUGUGUUCGGUUCAGUUGUUUCACUUACCUUUUCUUGUGUGGUUGAGGUGCUGCUCAUGACACCGACUACCCCAACAGAUCGAAUGACAGAUAUUGUUGAAGCUUCAGGAGGAUUUGUUUACCUUGUAAGAUGCUUUCUCCUACUGAUAAACUUUACAUACUUGUUCAUGCUUGUUCCUUGGUUAACUUGCAUGUUUUAAUGGCUGAAUUUUUUUUACAAUGUAUUCGUAUUUCGCUAUUCCACCUCAGCUCUCACCGGAAAAUUUUAAAAUUCCGGUGAGAAAGCUAUGUAUAUUGAUAUAGGACCCUCUCCAUCUUUCUAUUGUGUUCCAAAAUUGAUUUUUUGGAGCUGAAUUCUGAAGAAGAAGAAGAAGAGUUCAUCAGGGUGGAGUAAGCCCUCCAAUUGAAUGAGUUAUAUAAUUGGCCGGCCUUUUUAAUGUAUAUAGAUGUUUACAGGAUCUAAGGCUUUUAGUGUUUCUACUUGGCUCUACCUUGUUAAUUUAGGUAUCAUAGUCUAGUAAUGUAAACAGAUUGUUUCACAGGUGACGAGAUCAGUUACUGAGACUUGAAAUCUGUUUUCUCUUGUAAUGUCUUCCUUGUCAUUGUAGUGGAUAUGAAAUCCCAUGUAAGAUUAUUCAGAGCUGGAAACUUGGUUCUGUUAUGUUC
Molecule: messenger RNA, 4886 nt
Organism: Macadamia integrifolia
Lineage: Eukaryota; Viridiplantae; Streptophyta; Magnoliopsida; Proteales; Proteaceae
Exons: 6
Coding region: 259-3258 (999 amino acids)
Biological process (GO): ribosome biogenesis; box H/ACA snoRNP assembly; pseudouridine synthesis
Cellular component (GO): sno(s)RNA-containing ribonucleoprotein complex
Molecular function (GO): RNA binding
Source: RefSeq, a predicted model, not a curated record